Messenger RNA from Cyprinodon variegatus (sheepshead minnow), 1877 nucleotides. RefSeq names its product serine palmitoyltransferase long chain base subunit 1 (gene sptlc1). NCBI's taxonomy places the organism in Eukaryota, Metazoa, Chordata, Actinopteri, Cyprinodontiformes, Cyprinodontidae. Gene Ontology annotation, biological process: sphingosine biosynthetic process; ceramide biosynthetic process. Gene Ontology annotation, cellular component: endoplasmic reticulum. The record is from RefSeq and is a predicted model, not a curated record. The coding region runs from base 23 to 1441 and encodes 472 amino acids. Gene Ontology annotation, molecular function: serine C-palmitoyltransferase activity; pyridoxal phosphate binding. The transcript has 14 exons.
CAGCAGAAGAAGAAGAAGCAACAUGGCUUCCGGGCAGCAGUGGGUGUUGGUGGAAAUGGUUCAGGCUUUUUAUGAGGCUCCUGCAUAUCACCUGAUUCUUGAGGGUAUCUUGAUCCUGUGGAUCAUCAGACUGUUAUUCUCUAAGACCUACAAACCCAAUGAGACGUACAAGCUCACAGAGAGGGAAAAGGAGGACCUGAUAGAAGAAUGGCAGCCAGACCUUCUGGUUCCUCCCGUUUCUAAGGACCAUCCUUCCCUCAAAUACGACGUGGUUUCAGGACCGCCCAGCCAUAAAAUCACAGUCAAUGGAAAGGAAUGCAUCAAUUUCGCCUCCUUUAACUUCCUGGGCCUCCUGGACAGCGAGCGCGUGAAGGAAAAAGCUCUGCUGUCACUCAAGAAGUACGGCGUCGGCACCUGUGGUCCAAGAGGCUUUUAUGGGACGUUCGACGUCCAUCUGGAGCUGGAGAACCGACUUGCCAAAUUCAUGCAGACAGAGGAAGCCAUCAUCUACUCGUACGGCUUUGCCACCAUCGCCAGCGCCAUUCCCGCCUACUCCAAGCGAGGAGACAUCAUCUUUGUGGAUGAAGCCGCCUGUUUCUCCAUCCAGAAAGGUCUUCAGGCUUCCCGCAGCUUCAUCAAGUACUUCAAACACAACGACAUGGAGGACCUGGAGAGGCUGCUGAAGGAGCAGGAGCUGGAGGACCAGAAGAAUCCUCGGAAAGCUCGAGUGACGAGGAAGUUCAUCGUGGUGGAGGGGAUGUACAUCAACACGGCGGACAUUUGCCCUCUGCCUCAGCUGGUAAGCUCCACCAGAACCCUCGGACCAGAACCGCCGUCAUCUGGACCUCUGGCUGGAUCAGAACCAGAGUUCAAAGGACCUGAGGGACGGUUUGUCCUGGGGGUUAACCUUAGGGACCUGAGGGACGGGACCCAGUCUCAGUGUCUCAGUCUCAGGGACCCAGUCUCAGUGUCUCAGUCCUCACGCCGUCUCAUUUGUCUCCAGCGGCUGUCCGGCCAGGGUUACUGUUUUUCUGCCUCCCUUCCUCCGAUGCUGGCGGCUGCCGCCAUCGAGGCUCUGAACAUCAUGGAGGAGGACCCAGGAAUUUUCACAGUUCUGAGAGAGAAAUGCGCUCAUGUUUAUACCGCUCUCCAAGGGAUUCCGGGUCUGAGGCUGGUUGGAGAACCGUUUGCUCCGGCUCUUCAUCUCCAGCUGGAGAAGAGUUCAGGCUCCAGGACGUCCGACCUGCAGCUGCUGCGCUCCAUCGUAGAUUAUUGUUUGGAGAGAAAUGUUGCCUUGACUGUUGCUCGCUACCUGGAAAAAGAAGAGCGAUUCCUGACGCCUCCCAGCAUCAGAGUGGUGGUCACCAUCAAACAGAAGGAGGAGGACGUUCAGAAGGCCGUUUCUUGUAUCAGAGAGGCAGCUUCACUUCUCCUAAAGUAGCAGCAAAACGUGAAGAAUGGCGCCCCCUGCUGCACUGUUGGAAGAGGACCACCCUGUUCACUGGGGAUCAAAGUGGAGCUCUGGAAACAUCCUGUUAGAUGCAGAGCCUCGAACUGUACCAAUGAUCUCCAUCAUGGUUUCACAGAAGAUGGCUUCCUGUUCGAUGCACUAAAUGCUUCCUGCUGCUACUGAUGUCAGAGUGGGACUUUUCUUGCCCCUUGAAUGGCAGAAAAUGAGGUUCCCACCAUUUAAAAAUGUUCCAGUUGCUCCAGAAACGAGUGACAGGCUAAUUUAUCUACUGACUGUGCUUUUAUUCUGCUCUCUCUCUCUCUCUCUCUCGGCUGUCGGUACAUAAGCUUUUUGCUCUGUGAUCUAGUUUGUUUACCGUUCAGAUUAACCAAAAACAUGGUUUUUACUCUGGAAUCACUCCCAUGAU